UCGAGAAAUAAAGCCUCGUGUUGAUGCGACUCGUCUGACCAUGAUGAGCGAGUCCUCGGGGAGCUGCUGCUGUUCAGGAGCGUAGAGCUCGUCCAUCCAGCAGCUGACACCACUGAAACUCACUGGAGGGUGACAUCACAGUUUGGACACACACACACACACACACACACCCCUCUCAGCCCAAACUGCUCUGACACUCUGUGUGAAUGGUAACACCCCCUGAGCUGAAUGUCAUACUGUGCUUUUUACAGUGAUGAUAUUUGUUGUUGUCUGAUAUGACCAAUCAGCAGUGUGGAUUCUUUAAAGGGGCACUCUGUGGUUUGGGACAAGAUGAUUCCCCCAGGAUGCUGUUCAAACCUUGGAAGGUGGCAGGGUCUGCCACAUGUAAACGAAGUAUUACACUGUGUUGUUAGUCAGUCAGUUUGUGUAACUUCCUCAUGAUAAACCAUCCUCCCCUCUCCUCACACACAUCCAACACCUGCUACGCCUCCUCUGAAGUCCUGAUCAGCCGCCUCAACCAUUACGGUGUAUUUUUAAUAUUUCUAUCCUCACCACGCCUCAGACAGCCGCUGGAGUACAGAACAAACAGCUGAUCUUCUGCACAGGUGCGUAAGAAUACGGACGUUUGAGGGAAUGUGUGUCAAACUUACUUGGAUUUACAUUUUUUUGAGGUGUGCCUUCUUUAGCAGGCUGCUGUCGGGCCUGUUCAGCAGAACGACGCUCUGCUCCCUGUUGAGUGCUACGUGCUGCUUCUCUGCACUGAUGCAGCGGCCAGUGCAGCAGUCUCUGGCCUCCUCCCUGUGCCGGGAGUCCCACUGGAAGUGCCUCCUCCUGACCCUCCUCAUGUACGGCUGCUUCGCCACGCUCGCCUGGUGCGCCCUGUGCCGCGUACCCGUCCUCGGCUCCUCCUCCGUGCCUAUCCGAUCCGACGACAACGCCACCUCGGCGGCCUACUAUGACAUCCAGCACAUGGAGAGUCCGUGCUCCACCGGCUACAUCUACAUCCCUCUGGCCUUCCUGGCCAUGCUGUAUGUGGUUUACUUGGUGGAGUGUUGGCACUGCUUCUCCAAGACGGCAAUGCUGGCUCAUGCCGAAUUCCAAGAGGUGUACGAGCGCGUGCAGAGGCUUCAGCAGGCCACGCCCUGCAUCUGGUGGAAGGCCAUCAGCUAUCACUACGUGAGGAGGACCAGACAGGUGACGAGGUACCGCAACGGAGACGCCUACACGACCACGCAGGUCUACCACGAGCGGGUCAACACUCAUGCUUCCAGUUCAGAGUUCGACUACGCUCGCUACGGUGUCAAGGACGUAUCGAAGGAGCUGCUGGAUCUGCAGCUGCACCCUGCUGUUCGCCUCCGCUUCACCAAGUGUUUCAGCUUCUCCAGUGCUCGUGCUGAAGCUGCCUACCUCACCCAGCGAGCGCGCUUCUUCGGGGAGAAUGAGGGGCUGGACGACUACAUGGAGGCGAGGGAGGGGAUGCAUUUGAAGAACGUGGAUUUCCGUGAACACAUCCUGGCGUUCCCAGAUCCUGCGCACCAGCCGUGGUUUUCCAGGCACAGGGUCUUCUGGCUGGCUUCUGCUUUCCUGCUGUCCUGGCCUCUGCGGGUCGUGUCAGAAUAUCGCACAGCAUAUGUCCACUACCACGUGGAGAAGCUGUUCGGGGAGGACGAGGAUGGUGGCGGCGGAGGAGGGGGUGGAGGAGGGCCGGGUGGCAGAGCAGAUGGGGUCGAAGGGGGAACUGAGAAUGGAAUCCACCCGGGAGGAAUUGGGAUUGGAAUUGGUCUAAAUGGGACGAGUUACAGAGCCAUCUCCCGGGUCAACACGGUGGACAUGACAGAACUGGAGUGGCACAUUCGUUGUAACCAACAGAUGGUGCCGAGCUACUCUGAAGCCCUCCUUAUGGACAUGGACACAAGUGGGGGGUCAAACCCUACAGCCUCCACGCCCAUCUCCGGGCCCCCGUGCACCACCCCGAGCCAGGGGCCCAACCCGCCUCCUCUGGCUCUGCCCGUGGUGUUCAACUCGGCUUACCUCCUCCAGAGCUGUCCCCGAUGCCGGAGAACCACAUCAAGUUCCAGUCUUCCCUCCAGGCUAAGGGCCCCGAUGGGAACCACAGCCCUCCUGAACGCCACCGUGGCAGGCAUCAGGGCGGCGGGGCAGGGGGGCGGAGGUAUCGGAGGGAGGCUGGUGCUCAGUCGGAGCGGAUUCUCCCUCGGGAGACUCGGAGGAGGGCGCCACAACAGCCUGUUUCAUUCCAGAAGCAUGGGAGGAGGGUUGGGAGGAAGCAGGGAGGACGGAGGAGCAGGAGGAGGAGGAGGAGGAGGAGGCAGCAGCGGAGGAGGUGGAAGUGGAGGCGGAGGUAGUGGAGGAGGUGGGGGAUUCCUCGGGUUGGGUUCCAGACAGGACAAUGAGGAGACCAGGGGAGUGCUAGAAGGAGAAGGAGACGAGGAAGAGGAGCAGGAGGAGGAAGAGGAGGAGGCGAGGAGGAGGGAAGACGGCGGAAGAGGAGGCAGGGAGAGGGAUGAAGAAGCAGAGCAAGACAGCGGAGGAGGAGUCGAGGUGAGAGACGGUGGCGGGGGAGGGAGGGAGCGUCCUCCAUCCUACCAGGACGCGUUCUUCUUCCCCGUCCUCAUCAUCCACGGAGAGGAGAGCUGCCACGCCGGAGACGACAUGUGACCAUCGCAACAAACAACAACGUUAAGAGGGAGAAAGUCCGGGCCGAGGCCGAGGAGGUGAAAGGAGGCAGCGCACAGGGAGAAGAGUGGAUCAGAUGAGAAGUGGGGUGAGGGAAAAUGAGAUUUGAAGUGGUUAGAAGAAAGGAUUGAGACAGAACAAAGCACGAGAGGCGAGAACAGCUGUGUGACGGACUGAAGCAUCAAGGAAAGAGGGGAAACUGUUAAAAGGCUGGAAAACAGGCUGGUUCAGAAGAAAAGACUGAAGCAGCAAGAUGGAGGGAGGGCAAGAAAAUCCUUCUGAUUGUAGACUUUACUACUCAGAGACUGUAAGAGAGAGAGAGAGAGCUUACAGAUACUUCGGAAGAACACAAAGACUGAAAGUUCGGAAUGUCUAUUUUCAGAUUUAUCUAUGCAAGAGCAGGAGUGGGAGGUGUAUCGAGUCUAAAAAUAGCAGGUUGGAGAGCAGCGAGAGACUCCAAACCAGCUGAGUGGUAGCGGGUAUUUUUUUUUUUUCAAAAGUGUUUAGCUAAAAAAAAUCAAUCUGCGUAGAGGUGGACUGAAAAUAAACAGAAAGAGGAAAGAAUUCCUAAAUAUUUCAGACGAGGAAGGAAGCCGAUGGGAUGGCGAGGGAUUCCAAACUACAGCGUAGAGAAGGAGAGAGAGAGAGAGACGAUGACGGUGGUGAAAUGUGCAGAUAAAAAGAGGUGAGCGAUGAUAGAGAACACAAAAUGGCCGCAGCACUGACAGAGAAUUCAAUCAAAAAAGAUCGACUCAAGAGGAGGAGAUGACGAUAAAAGACGAGAGCAGCAGUCCUGACCUUCAGUCUAAUCCUGACAUUCCCAAAUAAUAACUCCCGUCAAACAACAACUAAGUAGGCCUGCGUCUCUCAGUGUGUGUCAUCAGCCUCACCAAGCAUUUAGCAGGCCACCGAAAGAAAAGGAUAAACGAGAGAGAAGCAUUGAUCUCCUCAUGCCAUCUCACUCCUCACUUCCCCACCUCCCUCCAUCCAUUACUGCAAAGAAAGCCUCCAUAAACAGAGUUGCUUCCUGUGGUUCUGAGCUCCACCCUGCUCCCGUCUCCAUUCCAUCACCUCCUCCCACUUCCUCCCUCCAGUGUAGAUGUGUAACACUGAGCAGCUCAUUUAUCGCUUUUUAUAAACACCAUGAAGUCGCUGCAACGUCCUUUUUUUUUUCUUCUUUUGCAAUUAGCACAUCUUGCGAGGCUGUCGUACCAAAAUAGAAUCACAGCAUCCACGGUGAACUCCCCCUCCUCCCCCCCCGCUCCUCCCUUCUCCUCACAUUUUUUUUAAGUGGCGGUUAUGCGAUACGCCUCUCUCCGCUCCUGGAAAUGCUCAGCUCAGAUUUCAUCUCGGCUCAGGCCUCAUAUCACAUCUCCUCCGUGAAGGUGGAAGGUUUCUCCUCUCGGAUCACGUUUUUAUAAACCACUUCUGUGAAGUUUUAUGACGUCCUCUCGCUAUUUUUAGGUCUGAAUAUUUUCAAGGACACAACAAGAUCUGAUCUGUGAGUUUACCCAAUGUGUCGAGGGAGCAAAAGUAUCGACAAAAAUAUCAGACUCUAAAGGUAUUAUUAUAUUGACGGGUCGCUAAAUCGUUGCCUGUGUAGUCUCGCUGUAGUUGUAAAGAUCUGUGCCCAGAGAGAGGCUCGUGCACUAUGAAGAAAAAAGAUGACAGUAACCAGUAAACCUUCCUCCAAUAUCAAUAUUCUAUAUAUCACACUACUAUAUGUGUUUAGGCAUGAAAAAACACCUCUUUAUCUCAUUUCUGUCCAUGAUAUUGGGCUGCAUGAGAAGUAAAACUUGAGCUCUCAGAGCUCAGCUGGUAUCCUCCAUAACAAAAGAGAAAAUAGAAGAAGAAAUUAAACUUUGUAUUUUUACUGCAGCCGACAAAAUAAAAAAUGACGCCCAGUCCUGUUGGAACAUGUCUGCUCGCUCCUCCUCUUGAAGAAUCACCUGCAGAUAAGCCGCGGUGCUCUGAAAACAUCUCGCUGUCACACGUGGAGAAAAAACUCUGCCGGCGUAGAGAUGCAUGUGACUCAAUAACAGCUACUGUGCAGGAGCUACUAAGAGAUGUGUAGCAAACAUGUCCGCCGUCGCCAAAAAGCAGUGAUUAAUGAUCAUUCAACACAAAUCUGAAUAUUUUCAACACAUGUAGACGAGAAUCCGCCGCGAUUAACCCGAGUGGAGAAUCAGUGCAGGGAGAGGCCGCCGGCACAGACCACACAACCAUCAGGGCUUUCAUGAAUAGAUUUUACAAAGCACAUGAGUAGCAGGAAGCAUUUAGAGUAGAUAGACGAACAUUUCUUAACCUUUUCUUCCUCACUUCAGCCACCUGCGCUGUCGGGAAGCGUCUGCCUCGCUCUCUAUCUGCUUACUUUGGACACGAUACUGAAAAAGCACACUGGAAGAAUGAAAAGCAGGACGUCCGGACAGACAAACAUCCAACCUGACCGGGAACACUCUCUCAAUGAAACCCUCUGGAAACUUAAAGUAGAGCAUGAGUGCUGACCUGGUUUGGCAUACGGGACACACACACACACACACACACACACACACACACACACACUCUGACACACAUUCACACACACUGAUUCUGGAUCUCGGGUAGCUUUGGGGGCCAUCAAGCUGAACUGGACACGGACGGAGGAAACAAACAGCGACAAGGACGAGUGGAGACCUGGAGAUGGACAAAGCCUUCGCUCUUAAAACAGCCACGGGAUGGAAAGUGGAGUGAAAAUGUGAAAAGACAAUUAUUUUUACAGCUAUUUAUCAUCUCAGUCUCUGGACAUGUUGAUAGAAUCGUCCUCAUUAAUGAAAAGAAGCACUAAAAAAAGCACCGACCACACUUCUGUGCUCGUUUGAUUUAACUGCAACAUGUUGCUUUCACUGACUCGAUCACUCGACCCGUCGUUCUGUUCAACACACACUUUUUGUUGCUGAAUUGGAAAUCAGAAGUCGUCGGCUCCCAUUUACGACCUGACUGCUUUUUACAUUUCAGUCUGACUACUGACACAACCAAUAACCACACUUCAGUCUGUAAUUUGCUACUUUUAUAUCAUCUGCAUACUUGAGUAGACAUUAUUUCAGGUUGUUUAAGUGAUGUCUGAAAUCCAAAUGCCUUUGUAAGCUUUAGAAAUCUCUCAUGCUUCAGUUGUUGAUUUAUUUACCGUCAGUCGGAUCCAGCGCUCCUUCACACCGAGCUCGACGCUCUGGUUCUGAACUGCGUAGGGUGUUUGGACCCACCUCUACUUGCCUGCUGUUUUAUUGAUUUAUUUAAGUGUACUUCACUCAGAUGUGUUGUUAAUGGAUAUUUAUACGGUGUUUUAUUAUCUCAGAGUGUGUCAAAAGUGUGUCCUCAGCCGCUUCAGGUGUGCCAAGAGAAACUUUGUGCCCAUGAUGUCUUACACGAACACACGCAUACUCAUGCGCGCUUGCAUGUUUAGUCACAGCAGUGAAGCAGCCAUUAUAACAGCUUAUUUUAGACUAGAGUGACAUUAAAUCCAACACCCAUCACAGCCCCCCACACACACACACACAGAAAGCAUGGAAUUGUCCAGCUACGUUGCCUUUGUGUCCGACGUUGCCAACGUUUUCGCUCAGGAUUUCAGUUCAUGCUGCGUCCUUGUGUCAACACGAGCUCUCGUUCACGCGUAAAGAAUCCGUCAACAUGCCAAAGCAAAAAAAACACAGAGAGAGAGAGAGAGAGAGAGAAUGCCUGUGCUCACACUUGCACAUAGACAACAGCAGCUGGUUACAGGCGGCACAGAGAGCUUUAGUUCCAUCUGUGCUGGUGGAGGUGACGAACGGGUCGGUUUACUCGGAAGCAAAAAUCGAAGAAUACUUGAUCUUUUCAGGCGAAAUGCACUUUCUUUUGCUAAAAAAAAAACCUGAAUAGUUAUGCUCAUGAGUAAAUCCACCCAGAAUGUGUCUGGCUAAACCUUGCAAGCUGGAUUUUUGUCCACUAGGUGGCAGCGAAGCCUUAUAAGUGUUUGGUAUUUAGAGGGUUACACCAUCAGUGAAUCUGACAGGGUAGAAAACAGCUGCUGCUCUGCUCUCCACGGGCCGAGACGUGUUGCACACACUCUGCUCGGAUGUCACACCAGGUAACUUGUCUCCGGCAGCUCAUGUAAAGCACCUGCUGUGACAUCACUGUUCAGAGGUGCGACAAACCUGCAGAGAGCAGCGCAGUGUUACGUGAUUGUGCAUUUAUCUUCUUAUUGUUUGACUUUUACUAUGACUGAAUGUGUUACUGAGCAAUAUUGCCCAUUUCCCUGCUUUGUGCCCAGACUUGUAUAUGUUGCUGCGCCGCUCUUUUGAACUUAUAACAAGCAACAGGAGCUUCAGUCAUUACACAACCCCACCGUUAGAUAAAGGUGGCUGUGAAUAAAUCCACUGCACAACUCAUCGCCUGGCUACAGCGACGAGGGAGGAAGGUGGUUUGCUCUCGUUCCCAAACAUGCGGUUUCCUUGUGUUGCCCGAGUGUCGACACCCUGCUCUCGUUUUCUCACCUCUUUCUCAUCGUCAUCACUUCACUAGCUUAUAAAACGCAAAAUUAUGACCGAUGUAUUGUUGUCAAUACUGUAACUGUUUCUCUUGUGGUCAUGGGGUGAGUGGAGUAGUCAUACCAAGUUUGUCAGACACUGUAAAAAACAUGUUCAGAGUUGGUUUGACCAGAACUCACACGGAUUCCAGCUGCAUUUCUCUGUUUUUCAUUUUCAGGUUUAGUCUAACAUGGCUUCUACAAAACUGAUCAGGUUCUGACCAAGUUUCACAAACAUGUAGCACUAUUGACAUUGGACUAUCUAUUUAAAGUCAAAUUGCAGUUUCCUCAGAUCCAUACUGACCAAAAAACAAACAGAAUUCAGGGUAUUCUUCUGACCUCUGACCUCAAACACUUAAUGUGAAUUUGUGUGCAUUAAUAAGUGAAAAAAAAACCAAAACAGCAGCCACGAUUACUGUCUGUUUUUAUCCACAGGUGUGUGUUUGCUGCUCAUUUAAUAAUGGCAAUUUUCCAUUGUGCAGAAAUUGUACUGUACCUGUACUGAGCCUUGUAUCCGUGUGAUACAGAGUCAUCGCCCUUUGUUUUUGCACUGGAGAAACGAACAUCUGUGUGUUGUUGCAUGUCACAGCCGGCCACCAGAGUAAAUAUUGGCAUGCUGCGUUUCUGCAAACCACAGCGGUGUUGAAACUUUACAGUUCCUUCUUUGCAACUUCUCUUCUUGCACCUUGGCUGGAAAAUGUCCUGAUGUCACAUCAAAAAUACCUGGUUUUGUUGCCUUUAACGAGACUUGAAAAUAUCCAGGUGUUUCCUCAAAAGUGUUGUUUUUUGACACUAAUAUGGAAGGAAAUUUCCCAACAUGUCUUCAAAACGAUCCUGUUUUGUUGCCACUAACGCAACGUAGACAUCACCCCAACAUCUUUUUAAAAUCUGCAUUUGUUGUCAUCUCAACAUGAAAAUGUUGAUAUGAUGUGUAUGAGAUGUGCAGGUUUGAACAGACGUGUGUUCUGCAGACGUGUGAAAUGCCAACAUGUUACUCCGGUGGCUGUGCCGGCUUCUCCUCGACGCGACAACAUAUCACCACCUGAGUCGAGGCCAGUUUUACCAUCGGGGUCAGUUUAAGAGUUACAACGUGGUCACGAUCAGUGUUUGAGAUGCAGCAACGCCUUUUUUAAAAAUACGUGUCACCUUGGUUGUUGUUGUUGUUGCCGAGUAUCAUCAUUGGACGACAGAAAGCUGUAGUCAUGUAAAAAUCCCGCUUGUCAAUGCAGCAAAGAGCUCUCUCACUUCCAGCCUCAGCAGAGACGUCACACUUCAGGAUACUCUUUCUUUCCUCGCUAAAUAUUUAAUGCUGCUGGAUUACUUGUGAGCUGUCGAACAAAUGACUUGUUACCACAAUGUAGUUGUUAUGUACAUGCAGCCUCUAUGGAGUAUAAAACAAUAAUGUCACAUACAAUGCAUUAUUGUCUUACACAGUGAUGUGUAAAAGCCAGGAAUGGGCUUUCUGUUCAAGCACCGUCGAGCAAAAUGUCCUCAGUAUUUAAGCUAAUUAAUAUGUAACUGAUAAUGAGAUUGUCAAUAUCACACCAGAUUAUAGCUGUUGUCACUGGCCUGUUUAAGAUAAUGUAAUUAUUUCAUUUGAGUGGAUGAUGAUGGCAGUGAGGGUAAUGGAGCUGGUGGCAAUAACACUGUUAACUGAUGCGAUCCUGAUGACAAUUAAUUAUCAUGGAAGAUACAAAUAAAGUCAACCUGCUUGGAUA
Acanthopagrus latus (yellowfin seabream) is the source of this 8949-nucleotide messenger RNA. RefSeq names its product transmembrane protein 151B. Lineage: Eukaryota; Metazoa; Chordata; Actinopteri; Spariformes; Sparidae. The record is from RefSeq and is a predicted model, not a curated record. The transcript is spliced from 7 exons. The coding region runs from base 634 to 2676 and encodes 680 amino acids.